CAUGGCGGCCUCCUUGAGACUAGGGUGUCGGGGGAUCCUGAAUGGGAUCAAAUUGAUACGAACAUGUAGGGGAAUACUGCAGGAUCACCGCGGACAUUACAGACAUUUUUUUCAAUCAUAGCCUCUGUUUGGAGCAGUUCCGAUGAAGGUGACGAUGCCAGCACUCUCCCCCACCAUGGAGGAGGGUAGAAUCAUCAAGUGGUUGAAGGAGGGAGAGUCUGAGUGCCGGGGAUGCGCUGUGUGAGAUCGAGACAGACAAAGCUGUGAUAUCUAUGGACUCCAGUGAGGAUGGGACUCUGGCCAAAAUCCUGAUCGAGGAGGGCAACCAGUUGCUUUUGGGAACUCUGAUCGCCCUCAUGGUGGAUGAAGGACAGGAUUGGAAGCAGGUGGAAAUUCCAGCACCAGAGAGCUCCCGGGCAGCUCUACUGUCAACCCCCCCUUCCUCUGCAGCACCCACAGGAGCUGUCUCGCAUAAAGUGGAGCCACGUGUGGGGACUGGACAACUAAGACUCAGCCCAGCUGCCCAGCAUAUCCUAGACACUCACGGACUGGAUCCAGGACAGGCCAAACCAUCUGGGCCCAGAGGCCUCAUCACCAAGGAGGAUGCACUCAACCUGUUGAAGCAGACUGAGUCCAGAGGGCCAAUAGCACCCAAAGCAGUGUCAGUCCCUUCUGCAGAUCUCCAGCCCUCACUGCCAGCACAUCCAGCAUCCACCUCCCAGGCUUAUCCUUGGCCUUCCAUUCCUCCCAUCCCAGUCCCAGGAACCCCAGCUGCACCAGAAAUGCCAGAGAUGAACGUGACUUGGAGCAGGGAGGGGCCACAGUCACAUCGCCGUGGCAACCGAGAAGGGUCUGCUCACACCCAUCAUACAGGAUGCCGCCAGCAAAGGAGUCCAAGAGAUUGCAGCUAAUGCCAGGGUAAGACUGGACUGCCGAAGAGGAGUGGGGAGGGACAUGAGAUUUCACAAACUCACGUCUUGCACUAAUUAUUGUGCACAUUAUUAUAUGUUUUAUAACCUACAUUUUAUUACCUACAUCAUCUUAGAUACAGCUUGUGGAGACAUGGUGUCAACAAGGUACUGAGCUGUUAACAUUAAUCAUACUGCACAUCUAUCAGAUUGUCCUUGUCUAUAUUGGCUUAUUUGGACGGCACAGCAAAAAUAGUCAUGGACUAAACUUUCAUGACGCACAUUUGUUUACAACCAUACAUUGAUGCAAUCUUCUCUUCUGAUUUAUUGUAUCACAUAUAUGGCAUGGUUAGGUUAAGCUGUAUCUUAGUUUGUUUAUUUCCCUCUUAGGCCCAGUAUAGAUUAUCACUCAAUACAACAGCAUCUAAUUUGUUAAAUGACAUACAGUGAAGGUUAAUACACCUUUUUGCAAACUACCUGCAAUAUCUAGUGAACUAUUUGCAAAUUCUGAAAAGGUUAAAAUGCAGUGUUUCCUUUCAAAUACAAAAUGUAACAUUACCAAAUGAGAUAUAACUCUUAAAUCCUGAAUUACCCAAGUACUUGUAUCAAAGCUGCUUCUUUUAGAGCCCCAUCUGCGUCUCCGUUGUCUACGCCCCCAGGAGAUAUCAGUGACCAUCCCAAGGGGAUCAGUGUCAUUUUUCUUUCAGCCUGCAUGAGAAAGGAAUGAGCUCUGACUUUUCAGUCAAUACUAGAGAGAUAAUAGUAAUUUUGCUUUAAUAUUAAGCGUAUAAUUCUAUUUUAACCUAGGUUCAUGUUAAGUGCCACCGCAGCCUUGUGUGCUGCGCGAAGCAGGAAAGCAGGGUUAUGAUAACUGCAGUGCUGUAAUAAGACAUUGUUUUGUAUGAUUACCAUUUUGUGUUUUUAUAUUUUUCUUUUACUUUAAUUACAUUUAUUUUCAUUAAGCUUAUAACAUAAACGUUAACACUUUAGUUUAGGGAUUCGUUAGAAGUGGUUAUAAACAAUGGCAAAAAUAUAAAAUAAGUGUACUGCAAAAACAAAGCAACCCCAUACAAUUGGUGAGACAGACACACAGGA
Messenger RNA from Polyodon spathula (Mississippi paddlefish), 2003 nucleotides. Its product is annotated as pyruvate dehydrogenase protein X component, mitochondrial-like. Gene Ontology annotation, biological process: pyruvate decarboxylation to acetyl-CoA. Gene Ontology annotation, molecular function: acyltransferase activity. The transcript is spliced from 7 exons. NCBI's taxonomy places the organism in Eukaryota, Metazoa, Chordata, Actinopteri, Acipenseriformes, Polyodontidae. The record is from RefSeq and is a predicted model, not a curated record. Gene Ontology annotation, cellular component: mitochondrion; pyruvate dehydrogenase complex. Bases 273 to 911 code for a protein of 212 amino acids.